GAUCUCCAUUAUGUGGCGGGGGAUAAGGGAGAGGUGGUUCUGGCAGAAGUGGCCCAGAGGAAGGCUAAUGAAAUCCAUGCUGAAGAAGGUGUAACGACCACGUUGGGAAACCACGCAGAGCAGGACCGACCAACAGGAGCUGGCCACUGGAGGAGAGAAACACCGGGACCCUGAGCACUGAUCAGGCAUGACCAUGGAGACAAACAGGUGAACGAAGACUCGGGGAAGCUGAAAGUGGUUCAUUUUGGUCUUGUUUGAAAACAUCCUUUGACCUUUUCUUUCUCGACUGUAAACUCCAUCUUUUUUUUAUGCAUUUUUUUAAUCAAAUGUAUUCUGUAAAUAUAUCUGAUAACUGAUCUAGCUCUAUUCUGAAAUGUUGAUGCGUGAUUAGCCUAAGAAUUAUGAAUUUAAGUCUAAGUCAAAUGUGAAUAAAUAUGCUAAUGUCUUGCUAGUAGGUUUUAUUUUACAGAACGUUGUAUAGGCUAUAUAGGCCUAGCCCUGUCCAGCCCCAUCUCAGUUCUCUCACCCAGCCCUCCUGCUGAAAAAUUGUGUUUUACAUUUUCUGCCCAUUUAAUUGAAAUGUUCUUUAAUCCCAGCCUCGUUUAAAACAGUGCAGUAAUUAGGCUUUUUGUUUUUCAUGAUUGAUCCUGGUCACAAUUUACAGUAUCCUAAUACAGAGCUGUAAACUAGCCUAUUGUAUUGCUGUAUUAAAGAGGUUUUGUAUCUUGUG
This is a messenger RNA of Salvelinus fontinalis (brook trout), 730 nucleotides long. RefSeq names its product WD repeat-containing and planar cell polarity effector protein fritz homolog. The record is from RefSeq and is a predicted model, not a curated record. Gene Ontology annotation, cellular component: axonemal basal plate. Gene Ontology annotation, biological process: establishment of protein localization; cilium organization; nervous system development. Lineage: Eukaryota; Metazoa; Chordata; Actinopteri; Salmoniformes; Salmonidae.